Messenger RNA from Thalassophryne amazonica, 3717 nucleotides. RefSeq names its product dolichyl-diphosphooligosaccharide--protein glycosyltransferase subunit STT3B-like. Gene Ontology annotation, cellular component: membrane. Gene Ontology annotation, biological process: post-translational protein modification. Lineage: Eukaryota; Metazoa; Chordata; Actinopteri; Batrachoidiformes; Batrachoididae. The record is from RefSeq and is a predicted model, not a curated record. Gene Ontology annotation, molecular function: dolichyl-diphosphooligosaccharide-protein glycotransferase activity.
UGAGCGCGGAUUUUCGGGGAUCUCACAGAGCAGCUCCUCUCUCGGAGUAACGUCACCGAAUUCAAAAUAAAACACACACUCACCCCUGAGGACUGAGGCUGGCGCCGCAAACUAAGAAGAAGUUUUGGAUUUGUUUGUGCAUAUAUAUAUAGAUAUAUCUAUAUCUAUUUUACGACAGUCGCGAGGCGGAGGGAGCGCGGCGGGAGGCGACGCACACCGCGCGCAGAAAUGGCGGAGCACCACGCAGCCAGCGACGGCAAGCACAAAGCGUCCAUCAGCGCCACCGGGAGCAGCCGAGCCGGCGCCGCGGGAGGAGGGGGAGCAGUAGCAGGAGGAGGCGGUAAAGGAGGCCUGUCUGGCGGACUGACACAGCCGGCGGGGUGGCAGUCUCUGCUGUCCUUUAGCAUUCUCUUCCUGGCCUGCUUGGCCGGAUUCAGCUCCAGACUUUUCGCGGUCAUCCGGUUCGAGAGCAUCAUCCACGAGUUUGACCCAUGGUUCAACUACAGAUCAACACACCAUCUUACCACAAAUGGCUUCUAUGAGUUUCUCAACUGGUUUGAUGAGCGAGCCUGGUACCCCUUGGGCAGGAUUGUUGGUGGCACAGUUUAUCCCGGGUUAAUGGUGACUGCAGGCCUCAUCCACUACGUGCUCAACCUGCUCCACAUCACAGUCCACAUUAGAGAUGUGUGCGUCUUUCUGGCACCAGUCUUCAGUGGUCUUACUGCCAUCUCCACUUUCCUGCUGACACGGGAGCUGUGGAACCAGGGCGCAGUGCUGGCAGCCUGCUUCAUUGCAAUUGUUCCGGGUUACAUCUCACGCUCCGUCGCCGGCUCUUUCGACAACGAGGGCAUCGCCAUCUUCGCACUGCAGUUUACGUACUACCUCUGGGUGAAAUCUGUGAAGACCGGCUCAGUAUUCUGGACAAUUGGCUGUUGUCUGUGUUAUUUCUACAUGGUGUCAGCAUGGGGCGGUUAUGUGUUUAUCAUCAACCUGAUUCCACUGCAUGUGUUUGUAUUGCUGCUGAUGCAGCGCUACAGCAGGAGAGUCUACAUUGCUUACAGCACUUUCUACAUUGUGGGUCUCGUUCUUUCAAUGCAGAUUCCGUUCGUCGGCUUUCAGCCAAUCAGAACCAGCGAGCACAUGGCCGCUGCCGGUGUGUUUGCACUUGUUCAAGCCUAUGCCUUCCUGCAGUACCUGAAGGACAGGCUAACCAAGCAGGAAUUUCAGACCCUCUUCUUCCUGGGUGUGUCGCUUGCUGCAGGCCUGGUCUUCCUCACUGUGAUCUAUCUCACAUACACAGGAUACAUUGCACCAUGGAGCGGUCGUUUCUACUCUCUCUGGGACACCGGUUAUGCUAAGAUCCACAUCCCCAUAAUCGCGUCCGUAUCGGAGCACCAGCCGACAACGUGGGUCUCCUUCUUCUUUGACCUCCACAUCCUGGUCUGCACGUUCCCAGCAGGCCUUUGGUUCUGCAUCAAGAACAUCAAUGAUGAACGAGUGUUUGUGGCGCUGUACGCCAUCAGUGCCGUCUAUUUUGCCGGUGUGAUGGUGCGUCUGAUGCUGACGCUGACUCCGGUGGUCUGCAUGCUGUCAGCGGUGGCCUUCUCCAGCGUCUUUGAGCACUACAUGGGAGACGACACCAAGAGGGAGAAACCCCCCGCUGAGGACAGCAGCGAUGAAGAUGAUAAAAGGAAUUCUGGGAAUCUCUAUGACAAGGCUGGUAAGGUGCGUAAACAUGUUUCAGAGCAGGAGAAGACAGAGGAGGGUUUGGGUCCGAACAUCAAGUCCAUCGUCACCAUGCUAAUGUUGAUGCUGCUGAUGAUGUUCGCCGUCCACUGCACCUGGGUGACCAGCAACGCCUACUCCAGCCCCAGCGUGGUUUUGGCGUCCUACAACCACGACGGGACUCGUAACAUCCUGGAUGACUUCAGAGAAGCCUACUACUGGCUGAGGCAGAACACGGACGAGCACGCGCGCGUCAUGUCGUGGUGGGACUAUGGCUACCAGAUAGCCGGCAUGGCUAACAGGACCACACUGGUGGACAACAACACGUGGAACAACAGUCACAUUGCGCUGGUGGGCAAAGCCAUGUCCUCAAAUGAGAGUGCCGCCUACGAAAUCAUGAAGUCACUGGAUGUGGACUACGUGCUGAUUAUCUUUGGCGGAGUUAUUGGCUACUCCGGAGAUGAUAUCAACAAGUUUCUUUGGAUGGUGAGAAUAGCGGAAGGCGAGCACCCGAAAGACAUCAGGGAAAGUGACUACUUCACCCCGCAGGGAGAGUUCAGGGUGGACAAAGCUGGUUCCCCGACUCUGCUCAACUGCCUCAUGUACAAGAUGUCCUACUAUCGAUUUGGCGAAAUGCAGCUGGAUUUCCGGACACCGCCUGGCUUUGACCGGACGCGCAACGCCGAGAUCGGCAACAAGGACAUCAAGUUUCACCACCUGGAGGAGGCUUUCACAUCCGAACACUGGCUGGUCCGGAUCUACAAGGUCAAGAGCUUGGAAAACCGAGAACCGCUUGACCACAAACUGCGCAGCAUCGUUCCCAAGCAGAAGUACACCUCCAAAAAGACUGCCAAGAGGAAGCGAGGACACAUUAAGAACAAGCUCAUCUUGAGAAAAGGCAAAAAACUACACAAAAAAUAAACAUGAACCCAACUAGGAAAAGGGAUCUCUUACUACCAAUGAAGACAAACACAGGCGCCGGUAAUCUGCCUCUUGAUCUCAAGUGCUUCUCAUUACAGCGCCCCCAUGCGGCGGGGAGGUUGGAGUGUCAUAUCUGGAAGGUUAGAACUGAUAUUCUUUUUUUGAUUUGUUUUUAAUUCUGGGGAACUUUAUCUUGGGUUUUGUUUUUUUUGUUGUUGUUGUUUUUUUUUUUAUCUCUUUAGUCUUUUUUCAUGUUACUUGAAUGUGCGGAAAAUUACAGGGCUGCUCUUCUUGGUUCAGUGUCAGCUAAUUUAUGUGGUACGUGACUUAACGGCUUAUCUGUCCAAGGAUAUGCGGGGAGGGGGUACAGGAAGGAAAAGACUGAGAACGUUUGCACCAAAGACCCACCGACCUUGCUCUGCGGCACAUGUGAACUCGUUGGAGAGAGUGAGGACGCGCGGGAGUGAAGGCUGAGGUUCCUGAUGCGUGUACAGAGCACAGUAUGCGGAAUGGCGGAACGUCUUGGCGCAGCCCAUCUGUAAUAUUAACCUUUUUGUCUGCCUAGCUUCCUGUCAUCAUUUACAACAAAUCCUUUAGAAAGAAAAUUGGCCUCGUGUAAAUAUGUUGUGUAAAGAAAAAGCUUAAAAUGAUUAUAAUAUAUUGGAUUAUUGUGGCUAUUUUUUUUUUUUAGACAUUCAAUUUUUCUUUUUUAGUUCAUGAUGUGACUUUUAAAUUUAAUUUUUAUGACUGCAACUAGGACAGUGAAUGCAAUAAUUGUCAAAUACAGGGCCUUGAGAUUUUGUUGAAAGAAAGAUUGCGAUCCCGUUUUAAAAAAAUAUAUAUAAAUCAUAGAUUGUACUUUUUGCUGCUAUGGUGUUAAUGGUGGAAGGAAGUGAGCAAAUGUGUAAAAAGUAGUGAUGAUAAAUUAGGCCUCCCUUCCUGCAGAGGGAGCUCUUUUUCAGAUAGCGCGCCUAGUGCCUCACUGAUGGUCAUCAUUGCCUCCUUACUUUGUUACUGUUAGCGCUUCUUUAGCUCUUCAUCCUUUAUCUGACCACAAUGAGGCGCUAAUUU